Eurytemora carolleeae is the source of this 810-nucleotide messenger RNA. Its product is annotated as ctenidin-3. Lineage: Eukaryota; Metazoa; Arthropoda; Copepoda; Calanoida; Temoridae. The record is from RefSeq and is a predicted model, not a curated record. The transcript has 6 exons. The coding region runs from base 25 to 414 and encodes 129 amino acids.
GGUGACUAUCAGGGACAUGAUCAGAUGGGAGGAGGAGGAUAUGGUGGAUGGGGACAACAAGGAGGUUGGGGACAACAGGGUAUGGGAGGAGGAGGUAUGGGAGGCAACAUGGGAGGCAACAUGGGAGGCAACAUGGGAAAUAUGGGAAAUAUGGGAAAUAUGGGAAAUAUGGGAGGACCCAUGGGAGCAGGAAAUAUGGGAAGCAUGGGAGGAAAUGUCGGACCAGGACCCAAUAUGGGAAAUCCUAAUAUGGGAAAUCCAAUGAUGGGAAGUGGAGGUUGGCCAGGUGCAGCUAACUAUGGUUACGGAGCUAACCCAGGACCUGUCCCACCCCCACAACCUCAGGGAUACGGUGGUCCUCCAAACCCCGGAUAUGGAAACGGAACAGCUGACAGGACAAAAUCCAGGGUGUGAGCGCUGAAUUGAUGGAUGAAUUGCGGAUGAUAUUGCGUCAUUUUCUCGUGUUGAACAUGAACAUGAACGUAUUCCAUGAACAUUGAUGACUUAUUUGAUGAAUUACAUCCAAGUGUGUUCGAUCUAGAUUGUCUUUGUAUACAUUGAUCUAAUUCAAUUAAUGUUUUUUUAUGUUUUGUUCAAUAAUAUUUGUAAAUUUUGUAACUGAAAUGUGUUUGGUCGCCAUGUUGAAUGAUCGGUCCGCCAUCUUUGUUUUGUCUACGACCAUGAAUAUGCGCAUCUUGUUCUGAUCGCUGAAAAUCCGCGAAUAAAUCCUAUUAACCUUACUUUGUAUUGACCUGAAUUUUUUUCAAAUAUAUUUUUUCGCUCUCUGUAGUAGAAUACAGCCUCUUUUUU